Messenger RNA from Ceutorhynchus assimilis (cabbage seed weevil), 744 nucleotides. Lineage: Eukaryota; Metazoa; Arthropoda; Insecta; Coleoptera; Curculionidae. The record is from the annotation of a GenBank genome assembly.
UUUUGACUAGUUGUCACUAAUAUAAUAAAAUCAUCAGGAAAUAAUAAUUUUCACGGUUACUGCAAGCAUUUUAUUAAAGCCCCAUUAUCAAAAGUUGAUUUUGCAUUGUUUUCAAUUGCCUGCGAGUGCAAAAUGAGUGCAACUAGUCAGCCAACGUUCGCGAAUAAAGAUGAGGAAAUUAAGUAUUGGAAGAACCUUGCCCUGGAACAUAAGCGAAUAAUUGAUCGGGCCACAGAGUUAGGGAAUCAAUGCCUGAGGCAACUUGACCUGCAUUUAUCAGAGACAGACAAUAUAGGGAACGAAAAUAGGUGGCUCAGAGAGGAAAACGAAAGACAUUCAGAGAAAGCUAUAGAACGAGAAAGAGCUAUUGCUUCGGCUAUUGCCCACCUAGAAAAAGCUAUUGAGGAGCUAAAAAGAUUCAGGGGGGGCGGCGGUGAUGAAACUGCGGGACCUUCGGUACUUAAGUAGAACCUAAUGAAAAGUUUCAUUCAGCAUUUUGUUCCGCAUUUGUGUUUUGUUCCUUAUAUUUAAAAAAAAAAUAGCAUAGUUGUUUUAUAUGUAUAUUAAUCGUAGUAUGUAGGUUUGUUAUCCAAAUUAAUUACCACUAGACACUAGAAAUAUUCUUAUAUUCAGUUUGUUUUAACGACAGUUAAAUAACAUAGCAACAUAGCAUAACAAAUUUAAAAAACUUUCAUAGAAUGUAGACAAAAUAUGUUAUUCAUUACAAUAAAUUAUACAAAAUCG